AUGGCGACUGAGUCGGUGGCCAUGGAGGAUCCGGGCGUCAACGGCCGCAACGUGGUGAGCUGGGUGGCGUCCGGGGUGGUGCUGUGGUCGACCGCGUUCUUGCUGGUGCGGGCGCUCUUCCCCAAGCGCUCCUACGACUUCUGCAACCGCGCCGUCUCCACCAUGCACGCCGUCGCCGCCGUGUGCCUCGCCUGCCUCUCCGUCGACGACUGGUCCUGCCCCGUCUGCCCGCUCGCCGCCGCAUCCUCCCCGCGCCAGAUGAAGGCGCUGGCGGUUACGCUUGCGUACAUGGUGUACGACGCGGCGUGCUGCCACCUCAACGGCGACACGCGGCUCGAUAACACCGUGCACCACCUCGUCAGCAUCGUCGGCAUCGGCGCCGGGCUCGCCUACCAGAGGUGCGGGACGGAGGAGGUGGCCUGCCUGUUCGUCACGGAGAUCUCGAGCCCGCUGCUGCACCUCCGGGAGAUGCUCAAGGAGUUCGGCGUCCGGGACACCGACCUCAACCUCCUCGUCGACGUGCUCUUCGCCGUCACCUUCUCCGUCGCCCGGAUGGGGUUCGGGCCCUACAUCACCUACGUCACUGUGACGGCCGACAACCCCAUCCUGAUCAAGGCCAUGGCGUCGGGGCUGCAGCUGGUGAGCGCCUACUGGUUCCUGCGGAUCCUCAGGAUGGUCAGGUACAAGCUCGGCAAGAAGAAGCCGCUGCCACCACCGCCGGGCAAGCUCGCCGCCGCCAACUGA
Molecule: messenger RNA, 744 nt
Organism: Miscanthus lutarioriparius
Lineage: Eukaryota; Viridiplantae; Streptophyta; Magnoliopsida; Poales; Poaceae
Source: the annotation of a GenBank genome assembly